UGCCAUCGUGGCCACUACAGUGACAAUUAAAUAGUACCUACUUUACUUCUCCCCAGUCCCCCGUUUACUGGAAAUCCCCCCACUGCUGUCGCCGCCUGAUAGAAGAGUGCUGCCUCUAUUUGAAAGGCGAUAACCUCUUCUCCAGUCACCACUAUCACCAGUAACCUAAACCAACUGUAACUCUCUCGAUUGUUUGAGUGUACACAUGACCGCUGACCAGAGCAUUGUCUCGCCACCGGCCUCAGGUCCUACCAGCAUACAUUUGUGGUAUAUAUGGUGGCUAAAGCUUACAGAGUAGGGAAAACUGGUCAUGAGCGCAUAUUCAAGUUAGUAACGGAGUCACUUCUAAAGGCAAACCGAUGAUGGAGACAUAAACGACACUUGGCGUCUCAUUGCUGCACGCAAGCUUAAGCCAGUCAGUUGAGUCCAUUAUGACGAUAGACAGCCCGUACGCAUGUGGCCUUGGCCGCUGGCACCCUCGAUGGCUGCAAAAGUUUUCCCAUCCGGCGAUUUAUAUGAUCUUCUUUUCGGCACUCGGAAUACUUCAAGGUGCCUACUAUUCAUACUUUGUUGGCAUUAGCAACACCCUGGAAAAACGCUUUGCCUUCAGCUCCUCAACGGGUUCAGUGGUCAACAUGGCGGACAAUCUCGGACCGAUUAUGUUCAGUGCUCUCAUCGGAUAUUUAAGUUCUCGAGGUCAUAGACCUCGUUGGGCCGCAGGCGCGAUGGUCGUAGCAGGCAUUUCUAGCUUUCUGGGUGCACUGCCGUACUUUCUUUAUGGGCCCGACAAUGACUACUUCGACGAAGAGACCAAUAUGGUUAUUGAGCCAACCUCUGACGAUAUUGACUUUUGUAACGAAGCCGAGGUAGAAUUGAUGGCGCAAGAAUGUGGCAGUGAGAAACUGAAGAACAUUCCUUCGAUCGUGCUACUCUUCUCAUCGAACUUUCUUAAUGGUAUUGUAGCCAGUGUAUACUACUCGGCGGGUACAUCGUACUUAGACGACAGCGUCUCGAAAGUGCAAGCUCCAAUGUAUAUGACCGUUACAGCAUUUAUGAGAGGAAUCGGCCCUAUAUUGGGCUUUCUGCUGUCGUCUUACUGUUUAUGGCGGUAUGAAGAUCCCCAGCAUCCCCCGUCAUAUGAUUUCGAGGAUCCACGAUGGAUCGGUGCCUGGUGGCUUGGCUUUGCUAUACUGUCAUUUUUUAUGACCAUUUUUUCAGUUCCUUUGUUGUUUUUCCCUAAAUCCAUGAACCGACCGGAGUCGCAGCUGACAAUUGGCCAGCGCUCGGAAAAACUAAAACACAAUAAUGAAAAAGUAAAUGAAGCGUUGUCGCAGCCGAAAACGUGUAUGCUGAACUCGAAAGCAGCCCUCAAAACAAAAACUGGAUCCUGGAAAGAAAUGGCUAUCGAAAUUUACGCUGAUAGCCUUCGAUUAGCCAAAAACCCCAUUUAUAUCCUUCAUCUGUGCAGUCAGGUGUUCAAGUGGUUUGGUAUUAUCGGUUACUUUAAUUAUAUGCAGAAAUACCUUCAAGAACAAUUUCGAGUAUCAGCGUCCAAAGCAUCGCUCUUUGGUGGUGCUGUACCUCUGUGCGUUGCUCUCGUAACGACUUCAAUAGGCGGCAUCUUUUUACGGUAUGUGAAACCAAAGCCGAAAACACUGACACUGCUGAUGUUUAUCUGUGAAGUUGUCACGGUCAUCCUGUUGGCGUCACUCAUAUUCUAUAGUUGCGAACCCCCUGAUUAUACAAUGGGUCCUAAAAAUGCCGAAUCGAUGGACGAUAUGAUUAACACGUGUAACGCUAACUGUCAUUGCUCCACUGAGAUUUUCCACCCCGUUUGCAUCGGUUCCACAACCUAUUUUUCCCCGUGCUGGGCUGGAUGUCGUACAAAUAGUUUGCUUACGAAUACAUCCGACCCUACAAUAGAUCGCUACGAGAAUUGCGAAUGUGCCAAGUAUCUGGUGAAGAGUCAGCCGUUUCAACACUCGCUUGAUGCUGUCGAGGGUCGCUGCAAUGAAGAGACUCCGGAAUGCACGCGACAGUUUACAUUAUACGUGGUGACACUUACCUUAAUGUACUGUCUAGCAUUUCUGCUUCAGGUCGCUCACAUAUUACUACCCAUGCGGUGUGUCGAGAGACGCGACAAGACCUUUGCUCUCGCGGUCUUUGAGGGCGUCUGCUGCCUAUUCGCAUUCGUGCCUUAUCCGUUCGCCUACAGUUUCGUCAUCGAUCAGUCAUGCAUUCUAUGGGAAGAGAGCUGUCACCAACGAGGCAACUGCUGGAUUUACGACUUAUCAGCGCUAAAUGGCCGCUUGCAUGGGAUGCCUGUAAUAACCUGCGCUAUUAAUUGCCUUUGUAUCUAUGGAAUUUAUCUGUUCGCCAAUGAGACACGAUUAGCUAGAUUUUACGAAGAUGAUGAUGAUGAUCGCGAUAGUGAGGACCGCGACAUGCAUCAGCAAAGGACCGAAGAACGAGGAGCACUGAAAGCUGAUAGCUUUGUACCGGAAGUGCCCUUAGUUUAGCUUCACCUUCAACAAGAGCCUCCAUUUUUAUCAGAACGAACGAAGAAAAGGCAAUAAUGAUUCUAUCAGUAGGUUAACAAUACUCGCAAAAAUAAUUAAAAUUAUAUGUUUGUCGAAGUCCUAAAGGUUAUAAUAGACCUGUUUGUAAAUAAUAUUAGCUGUAAAAAGAGAGAAGUUGACUGUAUACAGGGAUAUAUGUAAAAUCCACUGUUAAUAAAUAACUAUCUUAACAAUGAUAACGUUAUUACCUACAGUAGGGCUCUGUUAUGUAUAGU
This is a messenger RNA of Varroa destructor (honeybee mite), 2794 nucleotides long. Its product is annotated as solute carrier organic anion transporter family member 74D-like. The record is from RefSeq and is a predicted model, not a curated record. Gene Ontology annotation, cellular component: basolateral plasma membrane. Gene Ontology annotation, biological process: transmembrane transport; sodium-independent organic anion transport. Lineage: Eukaryota; Metazoa; Arthropoda; Arachnida; Mesostigmata; Varroidae.